This is a messenger RNA of Cariama cristata (Red-legged seriema), 249 nucleotides long. RefSeq names its product apolipoprotein D-like. The record is from RefSeq and is a predicted model, not a curated record. Gene Ontology annotation, biological process: brain development; tissue regeneration; lipid transport. The transcript is spliced from 2 exons. Lineage: Eukaryota; Metazoa; Chordata; Aves; Cariamiformes; Cariamidae. Gene Ontology annotation, molecular function: cholesterol binding. Bases 1 to 249 code for a protein of 82 amino acids.
AUGCUGGGCGUAGCAGUGCAGCUCUCAAUCCUGCUCGGCCUCUUCGGCUUUGGGAAAGGCCAGAUGUUUCACAUGGGACCAUGCCCAGAUCCACCAGUCCAAGAAAACUUCAAUAUCAACAAGUAUUUGGGGAAAUGGUACGAGAUAGAGAAGCUACCCUCAAGUUUCGAGAAAGGAAGCUGCAUCCAGGCAAAUUACUCAUUGAAGGAGAACGGGAAGUUCAAGGUGAUCAACAAGGAGCUGCUGUAA